GUACAGUAAAUGGAUGUGUUAAUCCAACUGAACUAUGUUUGAGUGGGUGGUUCUAUAUCUGGAACUGAGAAUCGGUGAGUACUGAUACGGUUCAGUAAAUUGAAAUCGGAUUUCCAGACCGGUCCAUAAGACCGUCGACUUUGGGCCAGUCCGGUCAGAUUCCGGGCGUUUCGGUUGCUUUGCACACCCUCUGCGACUCCUUUCCCCUAGCCACUUCUUCCUCGCCAUGGACUCGACGCGAAUAUAGCGCUGGUUUUUCUGUUGAUUGCUGCGUUAAAACUCUCUCUCUCUCUCUCUCUCUACCAUCGUGACUCUCGCCGUGAAUCUGAGCUGCCUUUCGAAUCUGGAGCAUUGAUUCCGAGGUAAUUGCCAAGAUAAGCACAUUAACAUGGAACAACAGAGGGUGGAAGCACCAGUUCCAGUAGGAAACCCGGAUGGAUCUGAUAUUGACUCCUCUGGCUCAGAUUAUGUGUCCCGGGUGAAGAACUUGUUGUUUCGUCGAAUGCUGGUGGGGAUUAAAGAUGGCCGGUUUUUCUUGGGUGCGUUCCACUGCAUUGACAAGCAAGGGAACAUUAUUCUUCAAGACGCUGUUGAGUAUCGCAGCACUCGGCGCUCUUCUCCUUCUCCAAUGGAACAGCGCUGCCUGGGUUUGAUUCUCAUACCUUCAUCUUGUCGUAUCUCUUGCCAUGUGGAUUGCUCUAUAGAAGAACAAUUGUCACUGCUUUCACUAAAUCAAUAGAGACCAGCUAUAUGGGAAACACAGGUGCUUGUAGAUAGGGGAGAACAGGAGUUGUUGCACACCGUAGCUUAGCAAAGACAAGCGUAGAUGUAACCGUUCUUUCAAGAAGGCAUGGUGGUGGAACUCUUUUGCAGGCAGAGGUUUCACGGUUGCUCCACUCCCACUCCCUUUUUCCUUAUAGGGUCGGUGCAAGUGAACAGACUUGGUGAAAUAUGGCCAUCAACAUUCUAUUGUCAAAAAGAGGGGAAAAAGUCCUUUUGUUUGACUUUGACAGUCACUAUUUCCUCCUGAUUUUGUUGAGAAAGGGGAUUUCUUUCUGCUUUCAAAUCUUUUGAUGAAUUCAUUCGCUUUAUCUCU
Syzygium oleosum is the source of this 1096-nucleotide messenger RNA. RefSeq lists its product as uncharacterized. Gene Ontology annotation, cellular component: NatC complex. The record is from RefSeq and is a predicted model, not a curated record. Lineage: Eukaryota; Viridiplantae; Streptophyta; Magnoliopsida; Myrtales; Myrtaceae. The transcript has 2 exons. Bases 389 to 739 code for a protein of 116 amino acids.